CUUUUCGGUCAAGGUCACAGAGUGCUCUUGAUAUAUCUUUUUAAAAUACGCGUGGAGCGAUAAUAGAGUUUGGAGUACAAAUCAUUAGGUAUUAGCACAAGUUUAAAUCCUAUGCCAUUGUAUAAUAUCAUUUACUAGAAAUAAAUGCUUUUCAGUAGUAUUUUUUAUGUUAAAUUGGUUAAGUUUAUUUCAUUUUUAUUCAGGAUUUCUCUAUCUGAGUACAAUAUAAGGUCGUUUCACGAUGGGAUCCUCCGCCUCAACUGAUAAAUCAGCUAGUCCCUCCCCGCCUACCCAGAAAAUAUAUCCCUCAGAAUGUCCCAUGCAUAACCAACAGAACAAUAGUCAAGAAUCGACGCAAUACAUGAGUGAAUGUCCAAUGAGACAGGCUGAAGCAAGAAAUAGCAGCAACAACAAUGAUAUAGAUCCAAAAAACAUGAUGCCUCCUCCUAAUCAACAACCGUCUCCUGGUCAACCGUUCCCACUACCAACGGAUCGUCAAGUAUCAGGAAUACCAAGGGCCGACAAGGAAGGCGAAAACUGGGUUUAUCCGUCGCAACAAAUGUUUUGGAAUGCGAUGCUACGCAAAGGAUGGACUUGGAAAGACGAAGAUCUUAAGGCAAAGGAUAUGGAUGAUAUCAUAAAGAUACAUAACGUUAAUAAUGAGCAGGCUUGGAUGGAAGUCCUUAAGUGGGAGGCUCUUCAUGCUCACGAGUGCAAGAAACCUAAAUUAAAAUCUUUCGGGGGUAAAGCGAAAGAUUUUUCGCCCAGAGCCAGAAUUCGCUCAUGGUUAGGUUAUGAAUUACCUUUCGAUAGACAUGACUGGAUAAUAGAUCGUAAUGGAAGAGACGUUAGUGAGGAUUAUACGUUUACUAUACUCGACGUCAGACCUGCUUUGGAUUCAUUAGAUGCCGUAUGGGAUAGAAUGAGAGUUUGUUGGUGGCGAUGGAAAAGUAAAAUUUCAACGUCAGAUGUAAAAGAAUAA
Molecule: messenger RNA, 982 nt
Organism: Dimorphilus gyrociliatus
Lineage: Eukaryota; Metazoa; Annelida; Polychaeta; Dinophilidae
Source: the annotation of a GenBank genome assembly